AUGUCGACUUCUGGCAGUGUCCCCGUCGAAUCCAAGACUGCGAAGAAGCGCAAAGCCAAAACCGAAGCUGUCGGUGCUAAUGGUGGUGCGGUGACUCCCACGGUCGAAACUGCUGUUCCAACCACCGAAACCCAUCCUACUACGAACGGUGUCGACGCACACGGCGAGAGCCCAUUCAUCAAAGAACUGACAAAGAAUAUCCGCAACUUGCAUAAGAAGAUUGCUGCCUCCGCCAAAGCUGACGCCGUCAUCAGCGAAAACCCCAACGUCUCCCUCGAUGACCUUGUUGCACAAAAGAAGCUCAAUGCCGACCAGAAAGCCCAGAUCUUGAAAAAGCCCGCCCUCCAAAACCAGGUCGCCCAACUCGAAGAACAGCUCUCCCACUUCCGCGCUUUUGCCCAGGAACUUGAAGAGAAAGCCGCCAAAGAGAAGUCGAAGCUGAUCGAAGCACACGAGGCCGAGAUUGCCACUGUCAAGGAGAAGGCGCUGCAAGAGAUUGAGGAUAUCAAGUCAAAGGCGGUCGAAGAUGGACUACGAGUCAUCACACACUUUUUGCACACUGCCGCGUCCAAGCGCCAGUCUGAGGAGGCGGAUACGGAAGAGGGUCGUGCCUUUGAAGGCGCCCUCCUCCUGGUCUAUCAAGGGAACGAGUCGUCACUUUCAACACUGCAGAGUCUCAUCUAUGGUACCGACGACAAAGUCCCAGACGUCCACGGCGAGCUUCUCGACUUCACUUUCGCACAGAUCAAAGAGUCUUCCUUGCAGAGUGCCCCGGAUGCAUUGCCGGGCACGGAGCCAGAAGUUGAAGACGAGGCUGAGGAGAAAGAGGCUGCUACUGUUGCAGCGGAACUGGGGGUCGACAACACGGUGGCAAAUGCUGGUCUAACUGAACUUGACGAUGCCGCUGCCAUCCAGACUGACGAGACUGUGAAUGAAAUUGCUGAGCCUGAGGUUGCUCCCUCUGUCCCAGAACAAUCCACGACUGGAGACGAAGCUGCCAACGCCGUCGGCGAGGCAUGGGACCCACAGGCAUCCAUGGUGACCGAUACUAGUGCCACCAACGAAGAAUGGGUACAAGUGCCCCGUGUUCCUGCGGAGACUGACACGGGCCUUGCCGCUACUCCUGCCGCAGUUCAAUCCAACAGUUGGGCUGAAGAAGUCGGUGCUGCUGCCAUCACUGCUGAGGAGAAGCCCGCUCAGGAGAACGAUGGAUUCGAGCAGGUGCGUCGUGAACAGGACGCGGUCGCGGAGGGCGAGGAGAUGGCCAUCGCGGCGGCGGAGGUCGGGGAGGACCGAAAGGAGGCCGCGGUGGAGGAGCUCCUCGAGGCGAGAACAAGAGCUAGAUAUCUUGUUGAUUCUACUCCUCGCUUCAAGUUGUGA
This is a messenger RNA of Fonsecaea erecta, 1380 nucleotides long. RefSeq lists its product as hypothetical. Lineage: Eukaryota; Fungi; Ascomycota; Eurotiomycetes; Chaetothyriales; Herpotrichiellaceae. Bases 1 to 1380 code for a protein of 459 amino acids. The transcript has 3 exons. The record is from RefSeq and is a predicted model, not a curated record.